AAGACCAUCACUAUGACCGAUGGGGACUAUGAUUAUCUGAUCAAACUCCUGGCCCUUGGAGAUUCGGGGGUGGGGAAGACGACAUUUCUUUAUCGCUACACAGACAAUAAAUUCAAUCCCAAGUUCAUCACGACAGUAGGGAUAGACUUUCGGGAAAAACGUGUGGUUUAUAACACACAGGGACCAAAUGGGUCAACAGGGAAAGCAUUUAAGGUGCAUCUUCAGCUUUGGGACACAGCAGGACAAGAGCGAUUCCGGAGCCUCACCACUGCGUUUUUCAGAGACGCCAUGGGUUUCUUAUUAAUGUUUGACCUCACCAGUCAACAGAGCUUCUUAAAUGUCAGAAACUGGAUGAGCCAACUGCAAGCAAAUGCUUAUUGUGAAAAUCCAGAUAUAGUCUUAAUUGGCAACAAGGCAGACCUGCCAGACCAGAGAGAAGUCAACGAACGGCAAGCCCGGGACCUGGCUGACAAAUACGGCAUACCAUAUUUUGAAACAAGUGCAGCGACUGGCCAGAAUGUGGAAAAGGCUGUAGAAACCCUUCUGGACUUAAUAAUGAAACGAAUGGAACAGUGUGUAGAGAAGACCCAAGUCCCCGACACUGUCAAUGGUUGUAGUUCUGGGAAGCUGGAUGAGGACAAACCAGCAGAGAAGAAGUGUGCCUGCUAA
Messenger RNA from Mesoplodon densirostris (Blainville's beaked whale), 669 nucleotides. RefSeq names its product RAB27B, member RAS oncogene family (gene RAB27B). Gene Ontology annotation, cellular component: secretory granule; melanosome. Gene Ontology annotation, molecular function: GTPase activity; GTP binding. NCBI's taxonomy places the organism in Eukaryota, Metazoa, Chordata, Mammalia, Artiodactyla, Ziphiidae. The coding region runs from base 13 to 669 and encodes 218 amino acids. The transcript has 5 exons. Gene Ontology annotation, biological process: melanosome transport; positive regulation of exocytosis. The record is from RefSeq and is a predicted model, not a curated record.